This is a messenger RNA of Sphaerulina musiva SO2202, 1359 nucleotides long. Its product is annotated as phosphoglycerate mutase-like protein. Bases 1 to 1359 code for a protein of 452 amino acids. Gene Ontology annotation, cellular component: fungal-type cell wall. NCBI's taxonomy places the organism in Eukaryota, Fungi, Ascomycota, Dothideomycetes, Mycosphaerellales, Mycosphaerellaceae. The record is from RefSeq and is a predicted model, not a curated record. Gene Ontology annotation, molecular function: acid phosphatase activity. The transcript is spliced from 2 exons.
AUGGCAUCGAGCCAGCAGCAGCCUCUGUACAGCGAGUACAGCUUCGAUCCUCUGGAGCAUCUUGCUGGAAUUGCACCUUACUUCGAGCCCAAUGACCCUGCGAAGGAUCCUCACCCACCCCAAGGCUGCGAGGUGACCAAGGUCGCCUAUCUCGUGCGCCACGCUGCCAUCAACGCCAACGACUUCGACUACGAAUCCUACCUCGAACCCUUUACGGACAAGCUCAAGAACACCACGGUGGAUUGGUCGAAAAUACCCGAACUGUCGUUCCUCUCCACAUGGACCCCGCCGCAACUCGAAGAACAAGAGCUCGUCACGAGAAGUGGAAAGCUAGAGGCAGCCCAGCUUGGUGUGCAAAUGUCUUUCAGGUACCCGAAGCUGAGACUGCCCAAGCGAGUCUGGGCGAGUACUGCCGAGAGAACAGUCGUCAGCGCGUCCGGUCUCAUUCGUGGGCUCGAGAUGGACGACAAUCAGAUCAACUUGGUGCAGAUCUAUGAGGGGGAGGAGUCUGGCGCAAACAGCUUGACACCAUACAAGGCCUGUCCGGCAUACUCUUCCUCGCGUGGUUCUUCACAGUCUCAGGCUUAUUCGAAGAAGUAUACGGCACCUAUUCUUGCGCGCCUGAAGUCGUAUGCCCCGAACUUUAACUGGACCAUGAGCGAUGUGAUUGGAAUGCAGCAGUGGUGUGGCUAUGAUACCGUUGUUCGUGGCAGCUCCCCAUUCUGCUCUACCACACUCUUCCGCCCAGACGAAUGGUUGCAGUUCGAGUAUUCUCAGGAUCUAAUGUACCACCACAACACGGGUUAUGGAAACGAGCUUUCUGGCACUCUUGGAUAUGGAUGGGUGAAUGCAACGCAGCAGUUGCUCGCCUCCGAGGACGCCGAUGACCAGGAUAUCUACGUCUCUUUCACACAUCGUGAGCUACCGCCAACUGUUAUUGUAGCACUUGGUCUGUUCAAUAAUUCCGAAUUGACUGGCGCCAACGAUGUCAAUGCAACAAUGCCCACUGAUAGGAUCAACUACCACCGCCAAUGGGUCAGCUCGUACAUCCUGCCAUUCUUGACCAAUAUUGCUGUGGAGCGCAUGAACUGUACGGGUUCGUACGGCUACCAGAAUCAGAGUGAUCCGACGUAUUAUCGUGUUCUUGUCAACCGUAGUCCGCAGGUGCUGCCCGAUUGCUUUGAUGGCCCACUAGAGUCGUGCUCGGCCGCUGGAUUCAAGAGCUUCGUGCAAGAAAGAGGGGAAAUGUUUGGAGACUUUGCGGGUGCCUGUGGCGUUGAAUACAGUAAUUCCACUAAUGUUAUGAGCUUCUAUUCAUCGCCGAAUAAUGGAACUAUGGUGGGAAAAAAGCACCGAUAG